CAUAUUGUUUUUCUUUGAGCAGCUGAGUUUGACGGGCACAAACUUUUCAGCACCGUCUUCGUCGGAGAUAAAAGUAAAUCAUUUUGUUUUUCCAUCGGUUGGUUUGAUCCGCGGUUCCGAACAAUCCAAAUGGCAUCCAAAACCGGUGGCGUUACGCCUAUGUCCAUCGCGGGCCGAAUGGUGCGUGAAAGGGAGCGGCUGCUGAAUAUGACUCCAGAGGAGCGAAUGUGGCGUGCUCAGUGGUUGAAGGAUCAGCAUCUGUCCCACGACGAGCCCCGUUUCGUUCCCGAAUACUGGAGGGAGCGAAUAAAUCCAAUUCGUCGAGUCUACCGCGCUCCUCUAGACUUUGUGCAUAAAGCUCUGACACCGGUUCUGGGACACGAUUGGGCUUUUGCGAUUCGCUUCUGGACCGGGAAAAUUGCAAUGGGAGCGUUUGGCAUUUACGCUGGAUAUUAUUACUUCAAAUAUAAUCAAAAUGAUUGGACACGAAAAGGUGGAUGGCGUGUAAUUAGCUCUCGCCCAUCGGUAUUUCCUGGCGACAAAGAUUAUCCCAACUUCCCGGAACGCUCCAGCCCUAGUGACUACGCUGCCCGUGGCUUCAAGCAGUCACCAAUAUAAGAAAGAGCUUUCGUGUAGUAGAUUUGUGCAAAAUGAAUGUUUAUAAAGAUUGCCUAAAAUAA
Messenger RNA from Topomyia yanbarensis, 680 nucleotides. RefSeq lists its product as uncharacterized. The transcript has 3 exons. Gene Ontology annotation, biological process: mitochondrial electron transport, NADH to ubiquinone. Lineage: Eukaryota; Metazoa; Arthropoda; Insecta; Diptera; Culicidae. The coding region runs from base 130 to 618 and encodes 162 amino acids. The record is from RefSeq and is a predicted model, not a curated record.